CGCUGAAUGGGACCCUCCCAGGACGCCAGCACUGACGUGGAAUUCAAAUCCCAAUACUGAGAGAAGGGUUUUUGGGCAUUUCGCGCAAAAUAACCGAUAAUGCCCGUGUCUGUCGGCGCCCUCUGGGUGGGGCUCAUGCUGUUGUCCCUCCCUGUUCCAAUCAUUCUGUCCUGCAUCACUGGCAAAGCCGACGUGUGCAAGGAUUUGGAGUUUGCGCCUGGGUCCAAUCUGGCGGGGGAAGGCUUCGACAUAACCAAAAUGCAGCGCAAAGGUGCUUACGUCAUCGACGUGAGCUCGUGGAUGCUCCAGGACAAGAAAUGCAUGAUAUGCAACAAUCCGUAUUUGGGAAGAAAGGAGAAACUUCCCGUGUCCGUCGUGGACUGGAGACCCAACCAUCAGUGCAACAUGAAAGUUUCCAGCAGCAUCCACGAGUCCAGUGAAUCCCUGGUUACUUCCUCCUCAAAUAAUGUGGAGAACAACUGGCAGGUCAAUCUGGACGUCCAAGACAAAAGGGGAGAGGGGAAGCUUAUGUUGGCGGGGACCCAGUCCAACCUGGCCCAGUACUCCAUGGAGAAAACCAAAAAGGACAGAUUCAGCUUCACCAGUCACCAGGUGUCAUGCAGCUACUACAGCUACAGAAUUUCCAACCAGCCUCGUCUACACAGCGAGUUCCAGCAUGCGGUGAAGAAACUCCCGAAGAAAUACAACCGCAAAAGCAAACACCGCUACUACAAAUUCAUUGAUAUUUUCGGCACACAUUACAUUACUAAGGUGCGACUGGGCGGCAGUGUGAGCUCGGUGACCAGCAUCCGGCAGUGUGAGGCAGCACUGCAAGGCCUCAGCGUCGAGGAGGUGAAGACCUGCCUGGAUGUGGAGGCCGCAGCCAGCGUGGGCCAGCGGCUCAAUGUGAACACAAACUACAAGCACUGUGAGGAGGACAAGAAACAGAUGGAGAACAAGGCCAGCUUCUCCAGCAAGUUUAACGACAGAUUCACAGAGAUCCGAGGGGGUCACACCACAGAGCCCGAACUGCUUUUUUCAGACCAGAAAAACCCGACAGCGUACAAGGAGUGGAUGACCUCCUUGGCUACCACUCCAGACCUGGUAUCCUACUCACUGGACUCACUCCAUGAGUUGCUCCCCGACUCUGAACCAAAGGCCGAGCAUCUACAGAACGCCAUAAGCCAUUACAUCUUGGAGCACUCUCUGUGGAAAAACUGCUCUGAACCCUGCCCCAUGGGCGUGAAGACCCAUCCCAAGGAUUCUUGCAUCUGUGCUUGUCAUAACAACCCUGGGGUGACCCCAAGCUGUUGCCCUUCCAAGAGGGGGUUGGCUCGGGUGAAGGUCACCGUGCAGAGAGGUUCGGGACUUUGGGGGGACUAUGAUACAGGCACUGACGGGUAUGUCAAAGUGUUUAGCCUUGGUGUCCCUGCGGGACGCUCUCCGGUGAUCUAUAACAAUAACCACCCCACCUGGAACUACAUGCUUGAUAUGGGCAUGCUGGUGCUGUCGAUGGAAAAUAACCUUCGGUUUGAGGUCUGGGACGAGGACAACAAGUGGGACGAUGACCAGCUGGGCGCCUGCGACGUCAAGUUGACGGCAGGAGUGAAGGAGGACCUGUGCACUCUGAACCACGGCCAGCUCUACUACAAAAUGGAGGUGGAAUGUGCGCCGAAUUUGGGAGGCGAGUCGUGCCACGAUUAUGUGGAGUCGCCGAUGAACUUACAGCUGAAGAAGAGCUAUGUCUCCCGCAACGCCCGGCCCGUGCCAAAGGAAAUACUGACAAAAAUGGGUGUACUGCUAGACACUCAUUACAAUACUAGCCUUGCUACUCAGACUGACUUCUAUGGCAGUAGUUACAAAUGAUUACAGCAACAAAUUUGCUACAAUGUAAAAAGAUAUUUUUCCAGAAAGACUUAAGUUUCCAAAGAACUCAAAGUAAAUUGAUCUGAUCACCUUUAACAGAAGCGAUAUAGUGGCUAGCACUGUUAGCUUACACCUCUGGGACUCGUGUGUGUGGAGUUUGCAUGUUCUCCCUGUGUUGUUGUAGGGCUUUCUCCCACAAUCCAAAAACAUGCUAAGGUAAAUUGAAGUUGCCAGGUUAUCCCCAUGAGUGCGUCCUGCGACGGUUUGGUGCUCCAUCCGGCCUUCUGCCCAUGGCUUCCAAGGGACUAUACAGGCUGGACAUUUAAAAGAAAUUUCCAGUAAAUUGUGAAUCGUUUCUCCCUUCUCACUCUUAAAUGGAAAAUAAUGGUGGUCGUGCUGGUGUGUGUGUGAUGGGGGGGGGGUUCUAAAACCUUUUUUCCAGUUCAAACUGAAUCAUGUCCUCUACCCUAGAAAAAUGCAUUCCAUCUGUCUGAUCUGUGGUUUUGUAAAGCCCUCAUACAAGUCAGUGCUGACUAAUACGCCUCAUAGCUUCUCAAUUGUCAUGUGGCAUCUUUGAAUGUACAGUUGUAUAUUGAAAUUUUACAGUCUCACCUAUUUAUCUAAUUUCUAAAAUAUUAUAUAAUAUUAUAAUUUUCUGCAUUGGCAUCCUGUCUCGAGUGCCCUGGGAUGGAUUCCAGACUUUUUGCUUAAUUUAUACAAUGACAAUCCCUGUAUUAAAGCUCUAGAAAUGUAACCAUAAUAGAAAAUUAUAUUAGACCAUCAUAUUAUUUCUUAUACACUUUAUUGUGACUUGUUUUUUAGCAUUUUUGUAUGUAUUUUGCUAUUCUUCACAAAAUAAACAUUGAGGUAAAGUG
Molecule: messenger RNA, 2741 nt
Organism: Paramormyrops kingsleyae
Lineage: Eukaryota; Metazoa; Chordata; Actinopteri; Osteoglossiformes; Mormyridae
Product: perforin-1-like
Biological process (GO): defense response to virus; immunological synapse formation; T cell mediated cytotoxicity
Cellular component (GO): membrane
Molecular function (GO): wide pore channel activity
Source: RefSeq, a predicted model, not a curated record